ACAAAACCUGCGGCUAGAAAAACAAAAGCAACACACAAAACACUUCGUAGCAAUGUAGUUCAAAUUGAUUAAAUGUAUAAAUAAGCGUGGAAAGUGUCAACGACAGUAGUACAAACAAUGCCGAAUAAAAUGGUUAAGAUAUUCUUCAGUGGAAAGUGAAAGCUGCUUCUGUGAAAUGUUGUCACCGGCGAUUUAAAGCAAAGAGAUAAAAAAAUAAAACAAUAGCUAAAAACGCAAAAAAAAAAAGAGAGACAAGUUAUGCUAAUUUUUAGUAUGAGCUGCAUUGCAUUGCGAAAUGUAAGCCAAAUUUGCACAUGACGAAGCCAAAUAACGAUUUUGUUAAAGCUUUGUUAAAUGAGCGGCAACAGCAACAAAUUGGCCAAAAUGCGUCUGCAACAGCGAUUCAACAACAACAAUAGCGGCAGCAGCGGCAGCUCGAUAACAACACAAACUAUGAUUGGAAAUAGCAAUAACAACAACAAUAACAGCAACAGCAACAACAUGAAUAUCAGCAACAACAAAGUACACAAUCAACGCGCCAAGAUAUUAAACCUCAUCAAUCGCAACAGCAACAAUCACAACAAUAACAACAGCAACAAUAGCAGUAACGGUUUCUUCAAGCUGCGCAGCACAACAAAACCAACGCCAACUACAACAACAACAACAAAUAAUAAUAAAAACAGUUGCAACAGUCCCAUGCAACUGGAUGCUGCUGAUGAUGAUGAUGAGAUUAUUGAAACUCUGGAGGAAACCACAACAGCUGUGGAACUUCGUUCAACGGCAGCUGUUGCCAUUGGAGGUAGUCCUGGUUCCGGUUCCGGUUGUGGUUCCGCAACUGGUUCAGGCUAUAACUCUCAGUAUCGUGCCUACACCACACUAAGGAGUAACUCCACAUCGGCCAUUUUGGCGGAGGCUGUUGGUCUGUCCGGACUAUUGGGCAACACUCCCAGCAUGUUGUAUGCCCGCCCCCGCACCCUUAAUGUCCACAAUAUUUGCCAGACGCCAGCACAAAUAACGCAAAUGUUUUUUGGAGAAGUCCUCAAUGCCUGGAGAGCCAAGGCACGUUGUAAUGUGGUGCCUGACGAGCGGACACAGGAGCUUUUUCACGAGCUAAGCUUUCAUCCUAGCCAAAAGCAGAUUUGCGAAAUGCUGCAAACGGCUAAGAAAGUGGCCCGCAAAGGUCGAGGACAGUCAAAUGGUUUGUCGUUUGGACAAUUUUGUGUGCUUGCUGCUGAUUUGAAGCGUUUUCGCACUUCAACCAUAUCGAAUGCAUCAAACUACUGUGAUGUUAAGUACCAACAACUCUCAAGCUCUCUGCUGCCGCAACAGGAUGAUGAACACAGCUCCAAUAAAACGCAAAUGCAUUUGCAAGCCGGCAAUGCCACCACGUCCAAUACAACAACACCUGCCCCCCCACCAAAUUACAAUAAGAAAUCGGAGAAUUAUGGCACAGAGCUACGCAGUACAAAAUCCUUCAGCAGUGUCGAUGAUACCAAGAAGAAAAAGAAUGCAACUAAUGAACCCGUUGAAGUUUUCCUUGGCGGCUCCUGCAACCCAACUACAUGGCGUGCGGAUGUUGCAAUACCCGCACUCAAGGAGCUCGGCAUUUCAUUCUAUAAUCCCCAAGUAUCCGAUUGGACGCCCGAUCUCAUUGAACUCGAGCAUCGCGCUAAGGAAAAGGCCCGCGUAUUAUUCUUUGUUAUGGAUUCGGAAACACGAGCAUCUGCUGGUGCCAUCGAGGCGGCACACAUAGCGGGUCAAAACUGCAAGCAGCUAGUGUUGGUUUUGCAUCCGUAUAAACCAAAUCAGAAGAUCCUCAACGAGCCUAUUUCGCAUCAAGAAUACCUCGAUUUAAAUCGCAAUCAAUUGAUACUUAAGGAGCUGGUCUCCCGACGCGGCUUGCCAGUGUUGGAAAACAUACCGUCCGGUUUGCAGCGAACCAAGGAAAUCCUAUCCGGAAUUAGGGAUCCACCGUCCAAAAUAUCUUCAAUAUUAGAUACCGUACGCGGCGCAUUUGAUCGCGUUAAUCCCCAAAGCGAACUACUCACUGUGGAACAGUGCAAACGUGCUCUCUUAUUUUUAGGCUAUGCUCAGAGUUUAGUUAAUUUAGAUAAUCUAAAUAAGAUAAUAAUCAAUCAACGCGAAUCAUUGAAACUGCUACAAACGCAAAGUACAAAGGCUGGCGAGGAUAACGAACAGCAGAAGGACCAGGAAGAGGGCUGCAACUCCAAGCCGGCCAGGCCAAAUCAAGAGCUCAUCGAUUUCGAUCUAUUCUGCGUCAUCUCAGCGUAUCUAUCGGUAUUACAACAGGAGAUACAUGAAAGCGGUUGCAUAUCGCCCAUUAAGGGUACAAAUGUGCCGCCGCCGCAGGUUUACUUUACCAAUGCUCCCGAUGUGGACAUCUAUUACUCGGCCAGCAAAAAUAUCUCACGGACUUCGAGCAAUGCCAGCGUUCCAUCGAAUAGCAGCAGCGGCAUUGGACACGAUUUGGAGCGUCAGAAUUUGUUUGAGCAGCUGAGCCGUAGUCGGGAUAGUGGCACCUCAUCACCGCAGCCGAGUAGCAGCAUGAUGACAUUAGGUAAAAAAGUACAGCCACAAAUCUUGCUGAACGUCGAAUCGAUUGAAACAACCGAAAUAAUCACCACCAAAACGAUAGAAACCAAACCAUUUACGGCUGCCAGCAGUAAUGUGACGACCGCACCCGCCGAGGAGGAGGAAAGUGAUUCCAAUGACUCUGUCUUCUCCAGCAGCAGUUCCAUAGCCAGCGCUGGUGAUGCUCUCUGCUGUUCUGGCUUGGAUUUACGUGAUGUUUAUCUCGGCGGAAGCUGUGUACUCCGCACCAAAUGGCGUCAAAGGUUGGCAAUGCCAUAUUUGCUGGCCAAGGGCGUAACGUUUUACUCACCCGCACUCCACGAGAGCAUACCACAGGUGUCGACACAAGAGCAACAGGUGACAGGAGCCACAACAUCCUCACAUGAGCAGCGACCCCAGGAGCAGCAGCAGCAACGAUCGUUUGUGCGCACUCGUCGAAAGUGUCGCGGCAAUCAACUGCAACUGGAGGAGCAGGAGGAGCUAACCGUUGCCGAGGAGUCGCUCAGCUGGUCACUACCUCCAAUGCCCAUGCGCCAGAAUCUCUAUAAUCCGGCACUCCUGGACUCCAGUCGUGUGCUGCUCUUUGUCAUCACCAAUGAGACUCGUUCACUGGCACCCAUGACCCUGGCAGCACAUUGCAUUGGACUCAUGUACAAUGUGGUGCUGGCCGUUCAAAUGCUGCCCGAGGAUUGUGUGCUGGGUGGUGAGAAUCUGACGGUCGCAGCCAUCAAGGACUAUAAUCGUGGGCGCUCGUAUCUCAUUGACCUGGCCAAGCGACAAGGCGUGCCCGUCUUCAAUGACAUCCAGGCUGCGCUGGAGUGCACCGUGGACAAGGUGCAGGCGUAUAAUAAUCGAGAGCGUUGCUAAAUCCGUACCUGUUUCAGUUCCAGCACGUGACAAUUUAAGCUACAUUUUAUAUUUAGUGCAAUUUAUGUUGUUUUUUUUUACUCUAUAACUGUAGCUAUAACUCUUAAGAAAAUUACCUAACAAGUGUGUCUUAAUUGUGUUUAAGUCUAACCAAAUUCUAUGCUAUGCUUAAUCUAAACUAAACUUUGCUAUAUCUGUAAUUACCCCCCCACUAUGCUAAUUAAUAUACGUAUACGUAAUUUACCAUUAACUAUAUAUAAAGAAAAGUGUAAAACAAAUAUGUCGUCGCCCAGAAAGCGCAUUUCAUAAACAAGAAAGCAUUAUGCUUUAUUCUAAUUUAUUAUUUAUUAAACAUACCAUAUUGUACAUGUUCAUGCUGCUAAAUGGACAAUUUGUAAAUAUAUUCGUACAACAAGCGAGUAAUUUUAGAACCUAAUUCAAAUAUUUUAUAUCUAGUGAGCAUACCAUAAACAAACUUAAAUUACAUAGAACUUUAGUGGUCCACUGUACCCAGUUAGCAGGCAAAUUAUCUCAAUAAAAAAGUUUUUCUAACAUAAA
Molecule: messenger RNA, 4017 nt
Organism: Drosophila innubila
Lineage: Eukaryota; Metazoa; Arthropoda; Insecta; Diptera; Drosophilidae
Gene: raw
Exons: 10
Coding region: 355-3459 (1034 amino acids)
Cellular component (GO): plasma membrane
Source: RefSeq, a predicted model, not a curated record